UGCCGCACGGUGGACGCCUAUGCACUUCUGCUGAGACACCAGCAGCGAGCAGAGAGUGCGGUCUCCUCACACGCAGCUCAGCCUUGUGACAUCCUCAGCUCCUUCUGGGAGACGAAAAACUACUCCUUUCGGAUAAGCCGUCUUCUCAUCAGGCGUGUUUAUGGUUUGGACUGAAGAUCUCGCCAUGUCUCGCACCGACGAGGUCCACCGCAUUACGGAGAAUGUCUACAAGACAAUCAUGGAACAGUUCAAUCCCUGCUUGCGAAAUUUCGUUGCCAUGGGGAAGAACUAUGAGAAGGCCCUCUCCACUGUGACGUUUGCUGCCAAGGGCUACUUCGACGCUCUGGUACGGAUGGGGGAGCUGGCCAGUGAGAGCCAGGGAUCCAAAGACCUAGGGGACGUGCUCUUUCAAAUGGCCGAGGUCCACCGGCAGAUUCAAGUGCAGCUAGAGGAAAUGCUGAAGUCCUUCCACACUGAGCUGCUUUCAGAGCUGGAGAAGAAAGUGGAGCUGGACGCUAGAUACCUGACUGCGGCUCUGAAGAAGUACCAGAUGGAGCACAAGAGCAAAAGCGAGAGCCUGGAGAAGUGUCAGGCUGAGCUGAAGAAGCUGCGUAGGAAGAGCCAGGGCAGCAAGAACCCAUCCAAGUACAACGACAAAGAGCUGCAGUAUGUGGAGACCAUCAGCAGUAAGCAGAGUGAGCUGGACACCUUUAUUGCUGAGGGCUACAAGACGGCUCUGUCGGAGGAGCGCAGGAGAUAUUGCUUCCUGGUGGACCGUCAGUGCGCCGUAGCCAAGAACAGCAGCGCCUACCAUGGCAAGGGCAAGGACCUGCUCACCCAGAAGAUUCCAGUGUGGCAGCAGGCCUGUUCUGACCCAAACAAACUGCCAGAGAGGGCCAUGCUGCUGGUCCAGCAGAUGGCAUCCGGGUCCAGCACCCUCCUGUCCAGCCCCCUGCACUCUUCCAAGGGCAAUCUGGUCAUCUCUGAUCCCAUCCCUGGAGCCCAGCCCCUGCCCGUGCCCCCUGAGCUGGCCCCCUUCAUAGGCGGUGGUCUGGGUCACCAGGGGAGGCUGAUGGGGCCUGAUGGCAUGUCUCUGGUCAAUGGGACGACAGGCUUGCAAGGGGAGGAUUACUGGGGAGAUGGGGGCGUGUCUCAGGGAAGACCUGCCUCCCCACAGCCCCAGUCCCAGCCUCAACCACAGAGACAGGUCAGCGACGUUUACUCCAACACCCUGCCCGUCCGCAGACCCCAGCCUGCCAAGAACAAGGCCUCUGUGGGUGAGACACGGACUCUGCCCAGGUCCAGCUCAAUGGCAGCAGGGUUGGAGAAGAAUGGGCGCUCACGUGUGCAGGCCAUCUUUUCCCAUGCUGCUGGUGACAACAGUACACUGCUUAGCUUCACUGAGGGUGACAUCAUCACACUCCUGGUGCCUGAGGCUCGAGAUGGCUGGCACUAUGGAGAAAAUGAGAAGAACAAGAUGCGAGGCUGGUUCCCCUUCUCUUACACAAGAGUGCUACCUGACAGCGACAAUGACAAGCUAAAAGUGAAUCUGCAUCAUGGAAAGAGCAGCAGCACGGGGAACCUGCUGGAGAGAGACGACACGUCUCUGCCCAUGCCUGACUACGGCCUGACUGCCCGUCUGCUGGCCCAGAGCCUAACACAGAACCGCCCACGCCCGUACAGCAUGGCUGGCUUCACACAGCCAGCGAUUGAGGAUUAUGACAGUCAUUUUGCCGCAAGUUUGGGUCCUGAAUUGUCCCGGUUCUGAGUGUGCAGGACCUCCUGACCGCUCCCUGGAGGUCUACCUCAGAUCAAACAUGAUGGAUGACCGCACCGCUCCUCUCUUCUACUAGAGUGGCCUGCGUAUGGCCUGUGCUCUGCCGCCCUCUUCUGUUCUGUGGUUGUUGGUGCAACAGCACACACAAGCUUAAGACUCUGGGGCCGGUAGGGAUACAGGCCCGGAAUGCUCCUGGAUCUAAGGAUUACACUUUUUUUUUUUUUUUUUUUUUUUUCAUAUUAGCUUCAUAAAUAUUGUAUAGUGAGAAAUUUUUUUGUGUAUAUAGUGAUAUCCACAAAUGCCACCUUCAUUCAGAGCCUCAGACAAGGGGCGCUAGCUGUAUCUGUGGGGAACUUUUUAUAGAUCAGUGCUCUUAAUUAUUCCAUGAUUAUUAUGUACAAUUUUGUGAUUUGCUUAGGUUUUGAUUAAAAAAAACUAAUAAUAAAAUAGGGGGAAAAAAUCUAAAAUUGAGUUGUGAAAGGAUGGCUUAUUCUUUGUCAAAAAUAGGUUAAAAGUUAAAGGAAUAGCUUGUCCACACAUGCUGAUGUGGCUAGCAGUGAAUGGACGUUAGUAGCCACCAGCCAGCGUCAUUUUAUUAUCCAUAAUGCUAAAUAGUGGAUAUUAGUUUUCAUCUGUUUCUAGUAACAGCAUUUUUGACCAAACCAUUUAUUUCAUUUAUUUAUAUGUUCCUUUUUGUUUCAUUCAUCAUUUGGAUUUAAUCACAGUAGGCCUUAGCCUUUCACAUCUUUAUUUUGCCAAUGGGUAAUGACCUUGGAUUUGUAGAAGAUCACUGUUAUUAAGGCUGUCUCUCCCCAUGCCUCUGCCCCACCAGUCUUUCAAGUAGGAAGUUGCUGUAAAUAGAGUCUUCAAUAUGUUAAACCUCCAGUUGGAGACAUUAAUAUGUCAGACUCUCUGUAACAAAUAUUUAGCCAUGCUGUCUCAUCUAAUGCUUCAAUAUAAAGCUCUGGCAGUCCCUUUGUAUGUUCCCUGGCUGGGAAAGCUUGUAUAAAAUGUGAUCCAUAGGCAAUGAGCACCAACAGGGAUUUGUGCCUUCUACUGCUCUAGGCUGUAGUGUUGCAGCUGUGAGGAAAAUCCACAUGCUCAUGUGCAAAGGGGAAAAAAAAAAUCAGAUUUUGUAUUGUUUGCUUAUUUUUUGUUUGUGUUGAUCAUAGGUAAUAUAACACUAUUGAAACAAUGUUUUGUUGCUUACAAACAAUCAGUUUUAACUGUUGUACUUUUUUUUUCUCUCUCUCUCUCUCAGAUGAAUUGUUUUAGUUCAGAAUUAGAUUUAUGGGGCUAAAAUGCACACAUACUUGCUUACAAAAUAUGGUUAGUGUAAAUACAAUCUCUUUUCCAAACAAAAAUAUUAAGUACAUGUCAAUAUUAAUCAAAAAAAUGCACAUUCUUAUCUUUAUAUCAGAACUGUUCUCUAGGCUUAGCACUGGUACCUUAAAACCUGUACUAUGUAAGAUUUGAACUCGCGCCUAUGAGCUCCAUUUAAUAACUAGUGUUGGUUGUAAUGAAUGUUUCGCAGCAUUUCUGUUUCUGUGGUUUUUUAUUUUAUUUUUUUUCUUAUAAUGCACAGGACACAUCUUGUUGUGUCUAUGCUGUCAAAGAUGCUUACUACGAUAGUUUAGAUGUAGAAAUGCUGCAGUUGACGCAAUGACUGUACCUCCUGUUUAAAAAAAAAAAACAAUGCCCUGUUGUCACCAGUUCAGUUUGUUGCGUUUAUCCACAUGAGCCAACAUGAUAGAGCUUAGACGUAAGACUACUGCAGCAUUCAGUUGGAUGCUUCUAGUUUAAAUCCUACAUAGUAUAACAUUCAUGUACUUGUAGUGUCUCCUGGCCUCACUUGAGAGUUUACAGCUAGACAGGAAACCAAGUUGUCAUGUCUGUUUGGAAAUGUGUGGUAUUGACUGGACUGAAUUGGGAGAAUGUGUGCGCGUGUGAAAAGUUGAAAUGGGCCAACAUUUUUGUGAGAUGUCAGAUUUGUAUUGGCUUUUUGUCUUUGUUCUGUUCACUCUUAUUUAUGUUCCUGCAUUUUACAAGUAAAUACUUUUGUCUUUUGUGAAAUAAAAUGGAUGAAAGCAA
Molecule: messenger RNA, 3868 nt
Organism: Pygocentrus nattereri (red-bellied piranha)
Lineage: Eukaryota; Metazoa; Chordata; Actinopteri; Characiformes; Serrasalmidae
Gene: baiap2a
Product: BAR/IMD domain containing adaptor protein 2a
Exons: 15
Coding region: 161-1768 (535 amino acids)
Biological process (GO): actin crosslink formation; actin filament bundle assembly; positive regulation of actin filament polymerization
Cellular component (GO): nucleoplasm; cytosol
Molecular function (GO): protein binding; cytoskeletal adaptor activity
Source: RefSeq, a predicted model, not a curated record